AUGCUUCCACCAGUUGUCUCCUGCAGCUUUCAUCUUAACAAAAUGGCUUCACAUUCAAUCAUUUGGUUGCUUCUUUAAGUUUCUCAUAUCAUCUCUCCCUUUAGUGCAAAUGCACAAGGACCUGCGGCUUCACCUCCAACCAUUGUUCCGCUGGUUUCAGCUACUCCGCCACUAGCAUCUCCAGCAACACCUCCACCAACAUCUCCAGCAACACCUCCACCAGCAGUUACUCCUACUUCAUCACCGACUCCAAAAGGUUGUACCAGUAAGAAGCCAGCAACUUGGCAUCCACAACAACCACAAACCCGCCUCUCAGCUCCAUUCGUCUCACCACCACCUGUACGGCCCUCUUCCCCACCCGCACCAGCUUCCCCUGCACAAGCACCUACACCAAUAACUCUACCACCAGCUCUAACGCCGGCUCCUGCCAAGCACAAACACAAGAGGCAUCACCAAUUCACCAUGCCCCCAGCUCCAGCACCAAUUCCCCACCCGAGCCCUCUAUUUCCUCCAGUUCUAACAGAUCCUCAAGACACGGCACCAGCAAGCAACUCACCAUUUCAGAAUGCGUUAACAGUCACUGAACUAGAAUCUCUCGAAAGAAAUACAGGCUCACCAAAAUGA
Molecule: messenger RNA, 624 nt
Organism: Raphanus sativus (radish)
Lineage: Eukaryota; Viridiplantae; Streptophyta; Magnoliopsida; Brassicales; Brassicaceae
Product: lysine-rich arabinogalactan protein 19
Source: RefSeq, a predicted model, not a curated record